Molecule: messenger RNA, 917 nt
Organism: Sesamum indicum (sesame)
Lineage: Eukaryota; Viridiplantae; Streptophyta; Magnoliopsida; Lamiales; Pedaliaceae
Product: ER membrane protein complex subunit 7 homolog
Cellular component (GO): EMC complex
Molecular function (GO): carbohydrate binding
Source: RefSeq, a predicted model, not a curated record
ACAUAAGUAACAGUUCUACUCUUAACAACGCCAUUUUUACGCUUCUCGUUAUUGUCAACUCUUCACCGCUCUCCCCCCUUCCAUGGCAGCGCAUCACCUGUUGAUCUUUCUUUCACUGAUCUCGCUGCUUCUGCCUUGGGCACUCGGGAUCUCUAAUGGGAACGCCGAGGGGUAUAGCAUCAACGGUAAAGUUAGAUUUCCAGGAUUCAGUGCAACAGGAUUUGGUCUCCCAGCAAAAACUUCAAAUGUCAAGGUCAUACUUAAUGGGGGAGAAAAAGUUACCUUCCUAAGGCCCGAUGGAUAUUUUUCAUUCCAUAAUGUGCCAGCAGGAACUCAUCUUAUUGAAGUGGCUGCUAUUGGCUAUUUCUUCUCUCCAGUCCGGGUUGAUGUCAGCGCCAGAAAUCCUGGUAAGGUCCAGGCAGCUCUGACAGAGAACAGGAGAGCAUUGAGUGAACUUGUCUUGGAGCCUUUGAGAGAGGAACAAUAUUUCGAGAUAAGAGAACCAUUCUCCAUAAUGUCCAUUGUGAAAAGCCCAAUGGGACUGAUGAUUGGAUUCAUGGCAAUUGUGAUGUUUUUGAUGCCCAAACUAGUGGAUGCUGAAGAAUUGAAACGAGCCCAAGAGGAGAUGGGAAACCAAGGUGUUCCCUCUCUUGCAAACUUCUUGGGUGGAGCACAGAGGACGAAUUAGAGAUUAGACUGAAGAUAUAUGAAAGGCAAUUUCUUCAUGGUCAGUGGCGGCAUACGGGAAUAGAUGUGUCAGUUGUAGCUACAUUCUAAUUUUGGCCUUGCAAGCAGUUUUUGUUUCUCUAUAUCAUCCAUCUUUCCCUGUUCUUUAAUUCUGAAAUAAUGAUAAGGAUUUAAUGAGACACUGCAUAUAUUAUUGGUAUAAGCAAUUUGUAAUUGUGGUGUUGAUGUAA